Loxodonta africana (African savanna elephant) is the source of this 17319-nucleotide messenger RNA. RefSeq names its product SPT3 homolog, SAGA and STAGA complex component (gene SUPT3H). The transcript is spliced from 12 exons. Gene Ontology annotation, biological process: transcription by RNA polymerase II. Lineage: Eukaryota; Metazoa; Chordata; Mammalia; Proboscidea; Elephantidae. The coding region runs from base 3222 to 4421 and encodes 399 amino acids. The record is from RefSeq and is a predicted model, not a curated record. Gene Ontology annotation, molecular function: protein heterodimerization activity; transcription coactivator activity.
UCCUUGUGAAGGACCCUUACCUCUUACUAUUAGGAGUAUAAUUGAUUCCAAAAUUUUGCACAUAUAUGAAAAGUUAUAAAUGACUGUUAAUUCAGGUAUAUUUUAUGAAAAAGUAACAGUUUUUUUAAAAUAUUUUAAAACUAAGCUUUGUCAGGGUUUGUAUGUUGUGUGUUGUAGGAUGAUCUGGAAUGAACAUUUGCGGAGUACUUUGGGGACCAUUUGCAAAGAAUUAAAGCUUUUUUUUAUUUUACUUUUAAAAAGUAUUUCCAUGAGAGACUACUGACUAUAAAAGCCUAUGAAAUAGAAACCUACAUUAAACUGAGGCUACUGAAAAAAAUAUGCCAAUAGAACUUGAUGUGUCUCUGAGCAGUAUGCCACCGAGCUCCUAUGUUUAUAAGUUAAAAAAAAAAAAAAUUGCUCAAGCAUUUAAAGAGGCUAUAUAAAUGUGCAGUUUCUAUCUGCCUGCCUACCUACUACCUAUGGAGAGAGGGAAAGAAAAUUUUCAUCGUUUAUAAAGUGUUCUGAUGUUCUUUUGAAUUGAAGAGAAAUGCUUUUUUGAGUGUCCAUUAUGUGUAGACACUGUGUUCUUCAUAACACCCCGGUGAGGCGGGCAGAAAUUAUUCCUGAUAGAGGAACUGAGCUUGAGAGAUUAGUUGAUCCUCAGUACCAGGUUCUAUAUUGAUUAUAUUUCUUAACAAAAACCCUAUGAUCCUGACGUUAAUUUCAAUUUUCUGCCUUAACGUCAGUUGUCAAAAAGCUUCACCAGGUUUUCACCUAAUUUGAAUGUCUAGUAGGUGUCUUAAACUUAACAUGGUCCAAACUAAGCUCUUGUUUUUCUUUUUCCUUCCUACUCUUCCUGGUCUCAGUAAAUGGCACCAGCAUUCAACCAGUUGCUCAAGCCCUAGAGUCACCCUUGAUUGCUCUCCUCUCAUAGCUCAUGUCUAAUCCAUCAGCAGGUCAGCUCUGUUGUUAGGGACUUUCAUGUCGAUUUUGACUCAUAGUGACCCAAUGUGACAGAGCAGAACUGCCCUAUAGGGUUUUCUAGGCUGUAAUUUUUAUGGGAGCAGGUUGCCAGAUCUUCUUCCCAUGGAGCGGCUAGGUGGGUUUGAGUUGUGAACCAUUUGGAUAGCAAUUGACCACCUAACUGUGCCACCAAACCAAAAACCAAACCCACUGUUGUCCAGUUGAUUUUGACACAUAGCAUCCCUAAAGGACAAGAGUAGAAUUGCCCCAUAGGAUUUCCAAGGCUGUAAAUCUUUACAGAUGACUGCCAGAUUUUUCUCCUGUGGAGUGGCUGGUGGGUUCGAACUGCUGACCUUUUGGUUAUCAGCAGGACGGCUUUAACCAUUGCACCACCAGGGCUCCUUAAAUCAGCUCUGCCUUCAAAAUAUGUUCCAGAAAUUUGACCACCUCUCAUCUCUACUUCUUGCACUAAUUCGAGCCACUGUCAUCUCUUGGCUAUACAAUUUCAGUAACUUCUUAAGUGAUCUCUUUGCUUGUACCCUUAGCUUCUUUUUAGUAUAUUCUCAUAGCAUAGCAUAGCAGCCAGAGUUAUCUUCUAAAACCCUAAAACAUUUCAAGUCACUUCCCUUUUCAGAAUUCUCUAAUAGCUUCACAUUACUUUCCACUAAAGUUUAACCUCCUGUGGCCUGCAAGGCUCUAUAUGAUCUGGCCUCUUGCCGCCUUUUCAGCUCUUACCUCCUGCUGCUUAUUUCUCUUUGCUCACUUCAUUCUAGCCACACUGGCCUCAGGUUCUUUGUACUUGCUGUUCUUUUUGCCUUCAAGUUCUCUCCAGAGCUCCUUCCUGGACUUUGUUCAGAUCUUAUAUGAAAUGUCACCUAUUUGAAAUCAUCUUGUUUUAUAUUUUUUUCAUAACAUUUGUCACUACCUGAAAUUAUGUUUAUGUGCUUGUCUCCUGAAUUAGAAUCUAUUUCUUUUUGUCUGGCUUAGUCGCUGCUGUAUCCGUAACUCUUAGCACAGUGUUUGUUCUGUAGUGGGUGCCCAAUAAAUAGUUAGAAAUGAAUAAUCCAAAGCACAGAUGGAGCAUUAACUUUAAGUAAGAGGGUGCCUUUAUUGUAAGAGAGAAUAAAGAGGAUGCAGUGGCUUUGGUAGAGGAGAGUGGAGGGAGUUACUAAAUACCAUAUUUUUACACGGAUAACGCCUUCUGUGUCUGUUUGCCAGCUGCACCUGCCUCCUGUGAGGUAUUUUCAUAAACAUGUUAUACUACUUUUUUUUCUAGCAACGUGUACUGAAAAACUGGCAUAGUGGCGUUUAUGAAAAUACCCCAUGGGGGAGGGCGUGGUUGGCAAACAAACGUAGAAGGUACACAUUAUUUUCGUAAAAAUAUGGUAAUGGCUGUUCUCUGUGAAGUAGGAGGUACAGUCACCUGCCAGUAGUAGUGGGAAGGAAGGGGUAUAGGUUUGCUGUUGUUGCUAGUUGUCAUCUAGUUGAUUCUGACUCAUGGUGACUUCUUGUGUGCAGAGUAGAACUGUGCUCCAUAGGGUUUUCAAGGCUGUGACCUUUCGGAAGUAGAUCUCCAGGCUUGUCUUCUGAAGGCACCUUUGGGUGUGUUCAAACCACCAACCUUUCUGUUGGUAGUUGAGCACUUAACUGUUUGCGCCACCCAGGGAUAGAGGGUUACUGUUAAGCUAAAAUAAUUAGACAUCAGAGAAAGGAGAAUUCCUUGUUGUUGUGUAUCUGGGAAGUCUUCUUGGGGAUGUUGAGCUUAGGUUGUGCUCUUCUAGAUCAGUAGGAUUUGGGUAGGUGGGGAGGGUAUAGAAGGUAUUGUAAACAGGAAGAAUUGUAGGGGUCAAGAUCCAACAGAGAACCGGGGUGGUUUGGGGGAUACUGAAUGUUUGAUUUGACUACUGUAGAAGAAAAGGAAGUUAGAGUGGUCAAGUGGAACUAAUUUUUAGACAGGUUUUGUUCUCCAGGCAGAGGCUUCUGAGCAGAGAAGUAACAAGUGUUCACGAUGCUUAUUGUGUAGGUAAUAUGCAGAAUUAUUUAGAAAGCUGGAGGAUGGGUUUUAAAGGUAGUAAGGAUAUUGAUUAAGGUGAGAUUAAAAAGGAGUGAUUGAUUUAGAAUUGCCUUUUUUUUUUUAAAGGAAAAAUUGCUUGGGUCAGAGUGCCUGGGUGUAGGCAGGGAGGAAGGAAGGAGCCUUACGUGACUGAGGAUUGAAGCUGCUCUUACAGAAUUGAGAAUGUCAUUGGACAGAGAAGCAGAUGAAUAAUACUGUGGCCAGCCCAAUGUCCACUGCUACUUCGAGUAGCGGAAGAAACGCAGGGAAGUCUGUAAGCUUUGCAGUUGAAUUACAGAGUAUGAUGUUUUCUUUAGGAGAUGCUAGGAGACCUCUUCAUGAAACAGCAGUUUUGGUAGAAGAUGUCGUGCACACUCAGUUAAUUAAUCUGUUACAGCAAGCUGCUGAAAUUUCUCAGCUGCGGGGAGCACGGGUGAUUUCUGCUGAAGAUCUUUUGUUUCUGAUGCGCAAAGAUAAGAAAAAACUUAGAAGACUGCUAAAAUACAUGUUCUUCCGAGACUACAAAUCAAAGAUUGUUAAAGGCAUAGAUGAGGAUGACCUUCUGGAAGACAAAUUGAGUGGCAGCAGUAACACAAACAAAAGACAAAAAAUAGCUCAAGACUUUCUCAACUCUAUUGACCAGACAGGAGAGCUCUUGGCAAUGCUUGAAGAUGAUGAAAUUGAUGAAGUUAAACAAGAGAGAAUGGAGAGAGCGGAAAGACAAACUCGAAUGAUGGACUCAGCUCAAUAUGCAGAAUUUUGCGAAAGUCGGCAAUUAAGUUUCUCCAAAAAGGCCUCCAAAUUUCGAGACUGGUUGGACUGCAGCAGUAUGGAGAUAAAACCCAAUGUCGUCGCUAUGGAAAUUUUAGCGUAUCUAGCAUAUGAAACCGUGGCACAGUUAGUGGAUCUGGCUCUUCUUGUGAGGCAGGACAUGGUCACCAAAGCAGGGGACCCCUUCAGCCAUGCCAUUUCUGCAACCUUCAUUCAGUAUCACAACUCUGCUGAGGGUUCUUGCAUGAAGACCAGUCCGGACUCCCCGGAGAACACGCCUCCUCCUACACCAACAGCUCCAUCAUCUGGACCACAGCACUCAGGGAAGACGAUGUCAGGAUCCCUAGGAAAUGGGAGUAUUGGACAAGACUCAGCUAAAACCAAGCAAAGAAAAAGAAAAAAGAGCACCGCGGCCUGUGGUGUUGAGGCUCACAGCGAUGCCAUCCAGCCCUGCCACAUCAGAGAGGCCGUUCGACGCUACAGCCACAAGAUUGGCCCCCUUUCCCCAUUCACAAUACGAACAGAGCAUUAUAUCUCAGAGACUCUCUCUCAAAACAAAAUGUCCUUGAACAUCUCUACAAUUCCAAACAGUGCUGCCUUUGCGCAAAAUAUUUUUGAAAUCACUCUUCACUAAUUAUCGUCAGAGCUCGCGGCACAUUCUUUUGAAAAGACUCAGUGGUGACAAAUGAGUCACGUUACUUUAUUAUCACACCAUGUAAUUGUACGUUCAUACCACUACUGACAUAAAUCGUGAAAAAGAAAUAGAAAUUAUGAAAUGGACUGUCUUGUGGUUCAGGUCCAUGGCUGUGUGUACUGUAUCUAAAUUGAUGGAGGAAAAGAAACAUUGAAAGAAAAAAUUUCAACGUAUCGAAUGGCAAUAAUAGGUUAGUACUAUUUCCGGAUGUCGUUGGCGCAUUUCCAUUGUAUCAGCAUCAUUAAGAAUAUUUGUCUUCAUAAAUACUUCUCUCUUAAGUUAACCUAGUGGAAAAGUGAAAUUAAAAGUUCCGCAAGAACUUUUUUAACAAAAUAAUGUUCAAUUUUUAUAUUUUAUAUUACUUUUAAAUGUUAUAAAAAUGUAUGGUUUUAUUGCCCCAUAAAAGAUGUAUGCUUAUUAACCUGGUUUUUUUGGUAUAUGUAUAAGGGUGUUUUAUCAAAAUUGAUAUUUUAUAAGUUGUAAAGAUGUAACACUUUGCUAGAUGAGACUAUAAACGAUUAAUUUGGAAAACAAGUACAUUUUUAUCCUUUUUCAGGAAUGCCUUUAUAUGUUACAGUAACUGUUAGGAAGUGAGACGCCCUUUAUGUGCAUAUGUGCUAUCUUUGGCACAUAGACCUCUGCUAUAAAUGAAUAAUUGAGGCAACAUUUGUCCAUAUUUAAUGCUGUUUUGUUCUGGUUUUUUUUUUUUAAUUGUCCUUUUGUAUUUUUUUUAUACUUACACACAUUUUGUAUUUCUACCUACAUAGGAUUCAGAAAUGGAAGACUUCUCUUUAGUUUUUCUCCCAUUUGGAUAAAUUCAUUUGUGGUCACAAUAAGAAUAGAGGGAAAGUACAGAGAGUCAAAAAAAUGACUCUGAACUUCCUGCAAGAGAUUUUAGUAGAAAGAAAGAAAUUAGAUGUUUGGCUGCUAACACUUGGCUCUGGGGGCCUGAUUUAAUGAAGCUGAGUGGUGUGGUGGGAAGAGCAGAAGUCAAGAGGCCCAGUCUUAAGUCCUUGGCUUUGCCACUAAUCUCUCUGAAGAAUCUCAGACAAAUCGCUUGACAUCUGUGGGCUUCUGUUUCCUCAUCUGUAAAAUGAGAGGCUUGACUACACGGUUGCUAAAACCCCUUCCAGCUCUAACAUUCUGUCAUUCUGAUUCCGCAUGCCCUGACUCUGACCUUCUUUUCCAUCAUAUUGUUCGCAGGCAGGCUAUCUAAAUACCCACAGAUGUUUAACUUGCAGGCUCUGUUCCCCUAGAUAUUUCACUCUAGAUACUCUCCUCAUUCGACUACUCUCCUUUGGGUUAAGGAGAAAAAAAAAAAAAAUUUUUGUGAGCUUCCAAAAUCUGUCAGAGAAUUAAUAAUAAAUAUAUUAUGAGUCAAUGUGUAAAAGGAAUUGAAGCGGAAAUGGCAAUUUGAUGAAGCUUUUUUCCAACAUUUAUUAUGAAAACUUUGUAGCAUAUAGAACUAAGUUGAUAGAAAUUUACAGCGAACACCCAUAUACCCACUCCCUGUGUCAACAGUAUUUUACUCUUCUUGUUUUGUCACAGAUUUAUCUGUCUAUCCUCUUUCCAUCAAGGAACCAUCUUUUUGUAUGCAUUUCAAAGUAAAUUGGCAGGCCUCAGUAUUAAGCAUGCAUAUUAUUAACUAAAGCUCAUUGUUUGCUUGUAUUUUUUCAUACAGUGAAAGCCACAUCCUGAUUAAACUCUUCCUCAUCUCCAUUUUAUAUCUUGUUUCAUUCUAUAUACAUGUUAAUUGAAAGAGUUAUAUUGUAAGGAAAGGGACACUGUUCCAUUGGCAGAAGCUGUUAUAACUUAUACUAGUUGCUGAAAGCAUCAUUAUUUGCCAAAUUUUAGGUAAAACAUUAAAAAAGAAUUGGGAAGUGGAAAAUGAAGAGAAAUGUUGAAAUUCUUUAAGAAAAAAAAUAGCAGGUGAUUGGGAAAAAACUGGGUAGUUGCAAAUACUUGUUUAUCUAAUUUGCUUCCUACCUUUGCUGUCUAAGUUUGAGAGCAGAGAAAUGGAGGAGAGAUGCUGUUUCUCCUCUCCACUCUCCUCUGUCUCUAGAAAUUCUUUCUCAUCUAAUGGAGAAAACCUCACAUGAUUCCUGCCCCAUGGUUGAUACCUUGUUAAAGAUUGAUGGGUAAGUCAGUGAAUGAAUGAGUGACUAUCCUCAGCAGUCAGAGGGCUCUUUCUAGGGACUCCCUAACUGGAGGUUAUGCGGUAAUUAUAAUAUGUCCUCCAACGGAUUGUGGCACCAUGCUUUCCAAAAAUGUUAAAGCAAGGGAUUCAGGGACGGAUUAGAAAAGGGCCUUUCUCAUUCAAGGGUAUACAUAACUGAUUUAUAUAUAUAUAUUAAAAAGCUAUAUAGUUAUGCUAUUAUAUCCAUAUAAUAGCAUAAUUUGGUGUAUAUAUAUAUAAUAUGUAUGUGCAUUUAUAUACGUGUGUAUAUACAAACAUACUGAAGUUGUCUGAGCAUAUUUGGAGUAUUUGCCAGCACGCCUCUUCUGCUAGCCUCUGAGUUAGUGGUAGAUUUCUCAGAACAGUUGCAACACAAGGUCUGUCCAAAUCCACUGGGGUCUUAGUUGUUCUUAGUGGUUUCUAUGUCGGCUCUUUGAGAGUUCACCACUGCCUCAGUGAGUCACCCCAGCAUUGAGUAGCAUCCCUGCUAUUCUUCCCCAGGGUUCGUUGAAGUGAACUCCUGGGCACUGGAAGGAAUUGUUUGCGUAGGAGACAAUUGGUAAAGAAGGGCUUUUUAUGGCAUCGUCAUAGCUAUUUGUCUUUCUAAAAAAAAAAAAAAAACCCUUGGAUGGAAGGAAGAAAAAAAGACAAACCAACCUAUUCUCAAUGUAAGAAUUGCCUACUUUUGGUUUACUUUUGGUGUUUGGACAGGAGCUGGCCCUAACAGAUUUUCUGUCUUUUAAACACUGUUCAUGCCACCCACAAGGACACAAAGUCUCAUCAGCACUUCCAUCCUACUGCUGAUGGUCUUGCACUGUGGAAAUGGGUUAUAGAAACAUCAGUAAGAUUUGGUCCUUUUUUUCAGAGCAAUGAGAGCUGCAGGACAAGCCAGGGUAGCAAUAGAUCUAGCAUCUGGAACGGUAUAGAUAGUGAGGAAAUUGUCAUUACGGAAGCCCGACCUGGAGGCAGGACCAGGGGUUCAAGGAUUGAAGCAGUGGGUCUGCAGUUGGCUUCAACCAAGAUGCAGCACUAGGAGUCCAAAGUGGGCAACAAGGAGUCUAUCCCACCAGGAAGCUGGAGAAGCAUCAGGAAAUGAGGGAGUGGUUGCUGUGGUAAAGUCCAAGAACACAGGGAGUGCUAAGGAGCUCCAAAGAGGAAGAGACAGGCAGGAGUCAAUAGGUAUGGGAGCACCCACUGGCAGAAAUGACACCUGGGAGAAUCCCAGCAGCAGAGGCCUAGUGGGAAUGGUGGGGCAGGGUGGGUGGCCCAGCAACUGAAUAGUCAGUGAAAUGACAAAGUGGACAGGACAAGGUGAAAGCAGAUCAUGUCACCUACUCACAGACUACUCCCUCGUCACCCUCCUAGACUGACGCAUUGCAAAAUGCCACCUCGUCCAGGCAGGCGGUGUUGACAUCAUCCUUAAAAGGCUGAAAUGGAUGGUGCAAUCCUUAGCAUUUUUUCUUUAAAAAGUAUAAUUAUUGGGGGGGGAAAAAAAGCUGUUUUGAACUUGGUUUUUAAAUCUUACUUUACAUUUUUCUGGGGCUUAGUUCUGUUUGCUUCCAGCACGAUCCAAAUACCUACUUCAAAGCAAACAUGCUAACAAGAACUUGUUAAAAGGAAGGGAAACCAGCUUCUGUGGCUUCUUGUACACCAGCUAUGGAGGCGCUCACAGAACCACGUUUGUGAGUUGAGUGUAAAUGAUUCCGAAACCUACAAAUUAGAUUUCCCUUGAAAUACACAUGGGUUUAAAAUCUUAACGGGAGAAAAACUUGGCAAAUCAAAUCUGACCAUAUUCAGUAAAACCUCACUAAUUUGCACUAAUGACCAAGAGACCCAUUGAGAAUUACUGAAUUUUUGUGAGUGUAUUAGCAUGAGAACAAAUACCAUAAAACAGGGGAGGGAGCAACGGGUAAAAGGAAUGGUGGGAAGGCAAGGAAAGAGGGAGGGGGAAAUCAAAGUUCCAGCAUCAAACAAACAUACUUUCUGGUACAAUGAAGAAUGUAUUUGAACAGUUACUGGAAUGAAACCCAAUAGCUUAAUGAGUGCCUUGCUGUGGUGCGCCUGCCCACUGAGGGAGCCAGCCAUGUCAUACAGCCUGCUGAAGCCAACAGCUAAUGUGCACUUAGGUAAAGAGGCCUUCGCUUUAUUGAAAGUUGGGGGGUUGUGGUUUUUGCAGGGGUGUGAACCAAUGAGAUUCUUCCAUGUGCCAUGCACAUUUGUUUUGGGCUUGCACAUGCAGGCCAUGAUUGUAAAUCAGUAUUAGGGGUGGAGUUUCUUAUUAUCUUUUUUUAAAAAAGAAAAAAAGGUAGAAACUUGCUAGAAGAGAUAGCAAGGGAGGUUGGAAUUCUUUCUAGCUGAAUUUGCCUUGUUGUUGUUAGCUGUCAUGAAGUCAGCCCCCAACUCAUGUUGAUCCCAGGCACAAGGCAACGAAAUGCUGCCCAGUACUGUGCCAUCCCCAUGAUUACUUGCUGAUCGGGCCAUUAUGCUCCAUUGGGUUUUCGUUGGCAGGUUUUCAGAAAUAGAUCACCAGGCCUUUCUUUCCAGUCUGUCUUAGUCUACAAACCCUACUGAAACGUGCUCAGCAUCACAGCAAAAGGCAAGCUUCCACUGACAGACAGGUAGUAGCUGCAUGAGGUGCGUUGGCCAGGAAGGUGAGAUUAUGCUGCUGAACCACCGAUGCCUCAUCAGCCUUCCUUGUUGUUGUUAUGUGCCCUCAAGUUGAUUCCAACUCAUACCCACCGUGUGCGACAGAGCAGAACUGCCCCGUUGGGUUUCCUAGGCUAUAGUCUUUACGGGAACAGAUCACUAGGUCUUUUCUCCCACUGAGCCUCUGAUGGAGUCAAUCUGCCGACUUUCAGUUGACAUCUGGGUGCUUAAUCGUUGUACCACUGGGGCUCCUAUAUAUGCCUGUAGUAGGAGAUUUUUAAUUUACAGCAUUCUCAACUGAAGAUUGAAAAUCUGGUAGCCUUUUAUUGUGAACAUGAAUUUCAUUAAAAAGAAAAAUUGCAACUUCCUUCAUAGGCAACUGUCUUAAAAGUUCUUUGAAAACUGAAUUAUUCAUGCCCUAAUUUCAAAUCAUAGUACCUGUUUUUAAUUCAUUUCAUAUGAGAAAUAGAAUACUUUUCCCCAUUGUUACUAUUUGAACACGUGCAGUUAAAGCACAAUGACACUUCCUCUCACUCCUCUUUCCAUAAUCUCUUAGAAUAUCUAGGCUUUGGUUAUUCUUUAUAACUGUGGAAUAUAUCUUCACUAAAUGUGCAGUUCCUCUGCUUAACAGCCCCUGGUACUGAUUUGUGUUUUUACUGAUUUCUGUCACUCCUUCAGACUUGCCUUUCUGCAAUUUUACGUUUUACCAGGUGAAGAAUAAUUUAGAACUUCCACCCAAGUGGCCAUUAAAGCUGUGGGGAAUAAUAAAUAUGUCUAGUCAGAGCUUUCUUUAGGGCAGGACUUCGAACUGGUUCUUCCCGGUUCAGUCAUGGCCAAGAAAAUAAAGCCGUAACAAACCUGAAUGUUUUAAAUUGGGGGGAACCACAGGAAAAAUUACAGGUCGAAGGGCUGCUAGAACCAAUCUCUCUCUUAAAAAAUGUGCAGCAUGCACAUCGCACAGCAACCAAAUCUCUUGCCUGUCGGAUUUUGCGCAGAGUCAAAAACAACAGUGCCCUACUCAAAGAUGGUGACCAACCGUGCUGCUUUGAAUGUAUGUCACCUUCCACAGUCCUGCCAGUAAUCCGAUAUCAUGCAUCAAGCUCCUGAAGGGGCUGGCUAUGCCUCUUCCAAGUCUCCAGUUCCCAGGCUUUGACCCAUAAUUUUUCCCAUUCCGGUUACUGUUGUGGGUUACCCAAAUUUUAAAAAACUUAAAAAAUUUGAGUCUUUUCUGGUUUCCUUUGUCAGCUCUGACUGAACCAGUUCAAAUUGAAUCAAAGCCCUGCUUUGGGGCUUAAGUUGAUGUAAAUGGUUUCAGGUCUUGUGGUGCUACCCCUGGACCAGAAAUGAGUUGUCACACUAGCUAGUUCAGAGAAAGACCAGAAUCUUAUUUGUCCCACAUUAGAGUGUCUGCUUUCAUCAUUUUUAAUCUUUUCUUUCCUGCCAUCCUGCCCUCCCAAAGAGUAAAGCGUGAUUCAUGCAGACCUUUUGUGCAUUCUCACAGGAACUAUUCUAAAGCCGUUCACUCUCCCCAAGCCCGCAUGCAGAUCAGGCAGGUGAUCGGCUUUGCUUUGCGAUGGGUGGGUGGAUGGGUGGGUAAGAUCACUCCAAGGCCACUGUGGGCUUCCUAAAUUAUCAACUUCUUCAUCUCAGCGUAUCUGAAACUUAAUUCCUUUUUUCUUUCUUGGACCUGUUUCCGAGGAAGAAGUACCCCUUGCUUUAUCAAGCAGGGCUCCUGAACUCCUCUUCCUUACUGGUAGCUGUCUUACUCUGUUUUCUCCUUCCUCUCUGCAUGUGAACAGACUCAGGUCUCCCCAUCUUGAGUCCUUUCCUUGGUGGUUCAGAUUACUGUUGUUCCUGUGCUCUUUUACAACAGAACUUCUUAAAAGGUUGGAGAACAUUCUACCCUCCGCAACCUCUCUUAACUCAUCUCCCACCACCAACCCUCUUGCUCAUUCUGCUACAGACGCACCGGCCUCUGUCCUCUGCAUCAAAUACCCCACUUGUGCUCCUACCUCAGGGCCUUUCCACUCUCACUUCUCUCUACCUAAAUUGCUUUUUUGCAUGGCUUACUCGCUCCUUUCCUAUAGGCCUCCCUGAUCAAAUGUUACCUUAGUAGAGAGGCCUUUCCUGACCUCUUAAUAUAAAAUAGUAACUCUAUCCGCAUUGCCUUUUCCCACCUUAAUUGUUUCCCAUAGCACUGUCACCCCCUAUCAUAUUAUGUAUUUGAUUGUUUGUUGUAUCUUCCCAACUAUAAGUUCCAUGAAGGCAUGGACUUUGCGUGCUUUGCUCACAGAUAUUUUCUCAGUGCCUAGCAGAAAGACUGGUAAAUAAGGGUAGUCAGUAAAUAAUGAACGAUGGGAGGAAAAAUACAAUAAAGAUAAUGUAAGUAUUCUACAAAUGUACACUGAACUUUAGUUAUCUUUAUUUUUUGUUGGUUUUUUUUAGGAUAUGUAUUAGCUCACCUAAAAAUAACAAUAAUAAUCCAUUACAUGUUGCGAUACAUAUUUUUAUGAAAAAUAGCUAUACUUUGGGGAAAAAUUAAUGAGAUGAGUAGUGAACUUGUCUUAUAUUUUUACAAAUUUUUAAAAUAUGUGACUUAAUACAAGACAGCUGGAUUCUCAUAUCUGCUUCUGCAUUCAGUAUAUUGCUGUUAUAUAUGUCAUAUAGCCUCAAUACUCCACUGUACACUUACGAGAGAAUGAGAGUGAGAAAGGCAAGUCAAGUCUUAGUAAUAUCAUGACUUAUUUUGACCUUAUGGGUGCCCUGAAAAACUGAAAAUAGUUUCUAUUUGUCUCUGCUGACUUUUGACAUAAGAAGUUAACAUUCCUAUAGAUUGUUCUUUGAUGUAGUAAGGCUAAUCUACCUUUCUGUCCAUGUGAUCUUUUUUCUCCUUUUAUAUUUCUACUUUCUAUUGCUUGAUUUCAGGAGCAACAUCUCUGAGAGUUUAUUCGUUUAUUUUUAAUUAAUGAUUUUUCAGUUUCUUCUUUGAGGGAGGUUUUUACAGUAGUUUUAAAUGGAGUGUCGCUCCCUGUCUAAACCUUCGUGUUCCUUCAUAAUGUAUAGCCAUAGAUAGUAUAUUAUAUAGCCAAAUUCUUGUUGACACUCAUUUCUUAAAGUAGCUCAGAAUUCAUAUGGUCACAACAAGUGAAUAAACUGUCAGAGAGAUAAGCUAUACAACAUCAAGGGUAUUUUCAGAUUUUUUGAAAUUAAAUUUUUCUAUCAAGUUCAGGGUUUUUUGUUUGCUUGCUUGUUUUUUGUAGUUUAUUCCUUCAGUAAGUCUUUAUUGGGUUUUAAAGUACUAACAUUUAAAUAUAUAUAUAUAUAUAAAUCUAACAUUUUAGCAAAUAAAAAAGAGAAACAUCUUACCCAUAAGGUAUUUAAUGUCCAGUUGAGAGACAGUUUAGAAUUAUUUCAUUAUAAUGUGUAAUUACUAUAAUAAUCCUUUACAGGAUUAAAUGGAACCAAAUAGAGGGUUCUUCACUCAGUCCUGGGAUUCUGAGGUUUCACAGAGGAAAGAUUGCCUGAGCUGAACUGUGAAGGAUAAGAGGAUUUAGCCAAGCCAAGAGUGAGGAGAUGCUCAUUCUAGACAAAGGGGACAUGAGCAAAAGUAGAAUUUCAAAGAGGUGUGAAACAGCACUGCAUGGUCAGGAAAUCACCAACAAUUUGGAAUUACUAAAACAUGAAAUACAUGGUGUGAAAUGGCUGGAGGAGAGAAGAAAAGGAGAGGUGGGGCGGAAGCAUGGAGAAUGCCGUACUUAGGAGCUUGGGCAUAAUCCUCAGUGGCGUGUUAUUGAAGGGGUUUUUAAGCUGAGGAGUGAAGAGCAGAGGUAGAAGUAAUAUAUAGUCACUUUCAACUUUUCAGUGGUUUGGAAACUUUAGCCACAGAACAAGUUCUAACGAGGUCUUACAUAUUAGCUUAAUACCAAAAGCAGAUCAAAGUAGAACUCCCCAGUAGAGGCUGGGAUGACAAACUCAGAACUUCCUAGCCUGGUUCUCCCUCACUGUUCUGCUAACCAUUUUGUCAGCUCUCACAGCACCUUCAGAGACCUUCAGGGCUUUUCUGAGCACCCUUAAAAAAAAAAAAAAAAAAACCCUUUCAGUUUUUAGAUUUGAAAACUGCAGCUCAGAAAGAGUAUCUCAAUGAAAUGGUGGCAGAGGCUAGGAUAGAACCAUGUCUUGUGAUUACCAUCUACUGUUAUUUCAACUAACAUGUUGUCAUUGAAGAAAAAUGUAUUUUUCAUACAACCAAAAUUCCUUGCUCCUGUUACACAGGUGCAAUAGAUGGGAUAAAGAAAAAAAUAUUGUCCAAGUUAGAGUAGAUUUUCUACCUUUAGUAGGUGCUUACUAUCUUUUUUUUAUUAAUCAAUCUUAAGGCUUUUUAAAAUUGUUAACGUAAGAGAUUCUUCUAGAAUUGGGUUCUAGUUUAUAUGAAACUUUAUCCUUUCCCGUUGCUGCCUUUUCACACUAGUUGAGAGAAUACCAAGUUAGAAUCCCUCAAAUUGAGUUUUUAGGAAUUAGAUAUGGGGGAAUUUUCUGUUAAGGCCUCUUGUUGUUAAUGGAAUUUCUUCCCAGUAAGUCUUGAUAGUGCCUAGGUUUACUGACCUUGUCUAAAUAGUAUGUCAUGGCUAAAGCCUGUUCUAAUGGCAAAAGCAGUGGAAUAGGAGUCAAGAGACCUGGUUCUACUCCCAGUCCAGCCAUUAGCUGGCUGAAUAACAUUUGGAAAAGUCACUCAAGCUCAACUGUACAAUGAGAAGGUUGAACUAAAUUACCUCUAAGGCCCCUUCCAGCUCCUACAGUCUGUGAUUCUAAUUACAGCUAAUGUUGUGUUUUAUCUGUGAGAGUGGUCACGUUUUAUAGACUGCCAUAAGCUCUCAUUUUUGGUGGUCCUAAUGACUUCAGAUAGAUGGGUGCAGAAGCACUUGAUUGUGAAUAUCUCUAAAAAGCAAUAGAAAUGGACAUUUCCUAUUAUGGCAGAGGAUAUAUGCUAAUGAAAUGUGUUAAUUUUUUUUUUUUUUUUAUAUUCUCAGUCUGGGAAUUUGAAUGGCUUUACUGAAAUUCUGAUAAUAUUCCCCAUGACCUUAUCGGUGGGCAGCUGUCAGCCUUGGACAAUUCACAUAACAGAUAGAUGGACAUUUAUGAAGACCUCUGCUUAUCUCAGUGGGAGUCACGGUAUAUAAACUCUUUAAGGGCUCUCAGAGUUGUACAAGUCCUUUGGAGUCUUUUUCUGAACUCCUCAUUCUGUAUUUGAUUCUCCAACCUCAUUUUUCUAGAAAAGCCCUUCCUCAAAGUGCUAUUUAAAGUCCUUCACAUCAAGCCCUAUUACUUUAAGACUAAGUGUGAUAUAACAAACAAUGACAUUAUUAUAUUGUAAGGACAAGAAAUAGGGGGUAAGUUAUAAAGCAGAACAUUUUUAUUUACACAGCAGUGUUUUAAUAACCAGCAAAAUUUUGGAAGAGAACUGGAAAAAUAGUUAAAAGAUAAAUGGACUUAUGUUUCAAUGUUAUGAUUUUUCACAUGCACUAAAGUUCAUUUUUCCUUUUUUUUACAUCCUUGAAAUUCGGACAGGACCCUGGGAGAGUUGUUGGCAUCCUUUGGUCAACACAUUUGUCAGGGUAUUUUCUUUUUUUCAACGUUCUUCUAUGGUCCUAUUAAGCAAUAACCUCAUUAGCAACACAUUCUGAGUGGUAUAGUAUGAUAGCUUUACUACAAAGGGGUUCUGUAUUUCAGGUGCCAGGAUAUAACACUCUUAUGACAGGGGAGAAAAAGAAAACUUGCUAUGAAGGGGAAGCUUAGACAUUAUUUACUCUAAAUAUUGGAGCUUUCCAUUUGAAAGUUUACAGAGGCCAAAGAAUUGUUGAAUUUGGAGAUUUCAAAAUAAAAAUCUCCAGCAAACUCUAAAAAUGUUUCCACCUUGAAAACAAGUCCUAUUCCCUCCUGUGAGCAUUUGCCUUACAUAGUUCUGGAUUAGCCUGUAAAUUAUUUUCAUCACAAAUACCUUUCACUAGGAGACACAGCAUCACCCUCUUCUGGAAUGACACAAAUCAACAUUCUAGUCAAGGCUGGGCAUCCUAACAACAGACUUGUCAGUUAAGUUAGGUAGACUGUUCUUACCUCUUUAUGUCAAGUCUGUUUUUUAGGCUACAUCACGUUAGAGCAAUGCAGAGUCUGAGAGGCCGAAAUCCAAAUUAAUCCUGGCAAGAUUUCAGAAGCGCUGGAAACUGGCAAAUUUAAAUCAUUGUCAACUCCAAACUUUUUAUUUUUACCUUGGACUUUAUGUCAUCAUACAUAAGUUAAAACUACAGAAAAAACACGUUGCUACUGAUUUUACCUCUUUUGGUCACUUGCCUUGGUCUACACUUGCAGAACCCGAUACAACCAAUGUCAUUGUUCCGAGAAGGGUCAUAUGUAUUAAGGCUCUGGCAACCAUAGAAACAAUCCUGUUGGCAUAGUUAAAAGGAAACCUGUGGAUAAACUGCUUCUCUGGUCCUAAUCCAUGUACUUGUCACUCUCUAGCGUGACAGUAUGUAGGAGUGUACUGAUUUUUCGAGUUCUGGAUAGACGAGGUAGGGAAUAGGGGUGAAGGUUACUCUAUAGCUGAGCUGAAUAUAUUAAAUUAAACAGUAUGAAAUUCCCAUAUUUGAAGUCAAAACCAAUUGAAUAUCAACAGUUCUAUACGAUUCAACCUAAUAAUUAUUUUGAUCUAUCUUAAAAAUAUGAAGUUACCCGUCACUUUACUUUUGUUCCCGGUAUAUAAAAUAAAUUCACCUAGAUUGACUAGCCACUACCAAAGCAAACCAACUCACCAAAAGAUCCAAAAGGUUCCCUGUGCCUCCCUUGCUUCAUCUCAAAAAUGGGAAUAAUAAUGACAUCUGCCUUGUAGUGUUAUUGUGAAGAUUAAAUCUUAAGGCCUUAGAAUAGUGCUUAACACAUAAUGAAAAAAAAAAAAGCACCCAAUAAAUUCACCCAUUAUUAGCAUUGUCAUCAUUAUUAGCAGCUUAUUAAUUUGUUUGCUAAAUAAAUAUAUUUUGACAUUUGACUGCAUGGCAGGUUAAAUGUCAGGUGGUGGGACCACAUUUCUGAACAGACCACACUCCCAACUCAAGGAGCUUAUAAUCAAGUGUACAGGCCAUUAUUGUGCAGUGUCGUAGUGCUGUGUAGGGGCAACAUGUGUUGUGGAUGCACAUAGGCAAGGCCAGGGAAGCCAAAACCUAAAAGACUAGUGGCAGUUAGCCAAACAAAAAGAACCGGGAAGAGCAGUGCCAUCAGCAUGAGCCUAAAGCAUAGAGGUCUGAGGAAGAGAGAACAUAAUGUGACCUGAGACCUGCAAGUAGUGGAAUGUGGCAGGAAGAGAGGAUGAUGAGUGAGCUCACUAUUUGCCUCCUGCUGAACUUGUCACCCCAUACGUCAGCAGGUUUCAUCUGUUGCUCUCAAGGCAGAAAUGUAAUAACUUCUACUAAUAUGAUCAAAACUUAUUUCCAGUUGCCAAUUUGGAUAACUUGAAAGUUGCUCAUCAAAAGAAUUCUAACUAUAAUGUUUUUGUCUUAUAUGGAAGUAUCUAUUGUCUAAAGGUAAUUUUUUAUAGCAAAGAUCCUAGGUAGGAAAAAUGGGCUAAAAAAGAAAAAUUGGCCUCAGGAGUAAAAAAGGAAUUUUAAAGAAAAUUUGUUAAUAAUAACAUUCUCAUAGAAGACCUAGAUUACCUGUUUUAUCUGAAUAAUCAAAGGAUCUUGUUGUUACCUGUCGUCGUCGAUUUCCACUCAUAGCGACCCCGUGUGACAGAGCAGAACUGCCCCGUAGUGUUUCCUAGGCUCUUACAUUUAUGAGGGCAGAUCACCAAGUCUUUCUCCCUUGGAGCUGCUGGGUGGGUUUGAACCACCAACCUUUAGUUAGCAGCCAAGUACUUAACCGUUGUGCCAUCAGGGCUGCUUAAUCAAAGGGUACAUUUUUUAAAAUCAAAGCCAGCUAACGUUGAGCCAGGUAGGGCAUUCAAAAUAAACCUGAUUGAUCUGGAUCUUUUUU